This is a messenger RNA of Mollisia scopiformis, 976 nucleotides long. RefSeq names its product 50S ribosomal protein-like protein L4. Gene Ontology annotation, molecular function: structural constituent of ribosome. The record is from RefSeq and is a predicted model, not a curated record. Gene Ontology annotation, biological process: translation. The transcript is spliced from 3 exons. NCBI's taxonomy places the organism in Eukaryota, Fungi, Ascomycota, Leotiomycetes, Helotiales, Mollisiaceae. The coding region runs from base 25 to 912 and encodes 295 amino acids. Gene Ontology annotation, cellular component: ribosome.
CUGGGAAGCCUCAGCAUCUCAACAAUGGCCUCAAAGGGCCUUCAGACGUUUUCGAGGAGCUUGAGAACUCUGCGGACUUUCACUCCGAGUUCGAAAGAUCCUCUGACGCAAUGUCUAGCACCUCGACUUUGCAGGUCCAUGGCGACAGAGACUGCAAUGCCAUCCGAAGCAAACAGAAUGUUUGGCAAUUCUUUUCUCCAGACUGCCUCGGAUCCCAUAUACGACCUCCCAGACCCAACCGUUACGACCACAGUCUACAAGUUCCCUGAAAUGGAACCUCUACGAUUUGAAUCAUAUGAUAGCAAACAUUUGCACCUCCCCUUACGAAGAGAUAUCCUCCACCGCGCCGUAGUCUUCGAAGGAGAUGCCACCCGUCAAGGAACAGCCAGCACGAAAACCCGGUGGGAAGUCCACGGAUCGCAUCGCAAAAUCCGUCCCCAGAAAGGAACCGGCAAGGCACGUCUAGGAACGAGACAGUCUCCCAUGUUGAAGGGAGGAGGAAAAUCAUUCGGUCCUCAUCCUCGAGACUUCUCGACCGAAUUACCGAGAAAAGUGUAUGAUCUGGCGUGGAGAACUGCUUUGAGCUGGAGAUAUAGAAGAGGAGAGUUGAUCAUCUGCGAAGAUGGGAUGGAUAUCGAGUAUCCAAAGACGAGAUAUGUGAAAGACAUCUUUCAGCAUAAUGGAUGGGGACAACCGGAUGGAAGGUCGCUGGUCAUCACGGGAAGCUUUAGGAAGAAUCUCUUCAGGGCUUUGCGACAUGCUGGAGAGGAUGGAAGGAUCCAGAUGGCUAGAGAAGUGGAUGUCAAGGAUCUGUUGGAGCUGGGAAGGGUUAUCAUUGAGAAGAAGGCUUUGGACGAAAUGCUGAAAGAGCAUUCGAGUGAUCUUGGCCCUAAAUUUAAGAGCGUUAUAUAGGUAUCAUAUCUAGCCGCUGUUCGUAGACUUCACCAGCUUGUACAAAAAUGUAUCAAUUACUGAU